AUGGUCAACACAACAACCAUUCUUUAUGCAUACAAUAAGCCUGCCCGAAGCCUAACCCUGAACUGCUUUGUCGGCGAGGUAUUCAGCGUAAGAGGCGGACAGAAUCCCUCGGAAAAAAAUAAAGAUAUCGAUUACUGCAGAAUCGAGUCUCAGACGGAGUAUCGCUACAACCUUGCAGUGAGGGCAACCUACAUGGAUUCGAAUGGAGUGCAACAGAUUUCUGAUUUUUCUAUUCGUGAUAUUUUUACCGGCUCUCUUACAAAACCAACCUUCCGAAUGCCAGUACUAAGCACUUUUUCUAUUGUGUUCACCAAUCUUGCGACCAAUGACCGCUGUACAUUAGGUCUGGGUGCUCGAUUCGAUUCUAUUUUAAAUGAUAAUCCCGCUGAGGGUAACGAAACUGAAGUGAUACCAGCACUGGUUGCUUUGCGGCCACCCACUGUCUACCCUCUAAAGGGUGUUGGAACCAUUUUCGUGCUGCAAUACCCCAAGAAUUAUGAAGAAACUAAAGCGGAGGCAAAUCUGGUGAGACUUGUGAGUCCUAGCAACAGUUGUCAGGAAUCUGGCCAUGGGCACUAUAUGGAAUACACUACGGAUAUUCCGUUUGAUGAUGUCCCUCCAAACCCUUUACAGAAGUAUUAUAUGCGUAAACACCACUUCUACGAAGCUGGAAGCUACAGAAUCUGUUAUCAGGAAAACAACACUGCCGCAGGCUAUGAGCUGGGCAUUAUCACGGUCUUCAGCGGCAAUCCUAUCUAUUAUAUAAUGAUUAUUGACUAUAAUCAAAAUACUUAUUCUCAUGCGACAUUAUUGAUAAAAUUUCAUGGCUAUAACCUUGAUACUAGAAAGAACAGUGACAUGGCCAAGCUUGUGGAUGAAAAUGACUCCUGCGCUUAUGGUCAGCCGGCGGGUGGAGUGCCACUCAAUGUCCCGCUACUUCCCAAGGGCAAUUACGGCCCCUACACCACCUAUGCUUUCUGGAAAAUAGUAAUAACCCAAGCAGGUUCCUAUAGGGUAUGCUACAAGCGCCGUGGAGAAGAGUGGACUGAUGUGCCCAAUAUAAUUGCAGCUUGGCCAAGCCUUGGACCUACGCCAGACUCCACCCCCACACCAUUUCCGACUCCCAUUGAUCCUGUCACAAAUGAAGCCUGCCCGACAGCACCGACGGAUGGUGAGCCUUGGAUUGGCUACACCAACUUGAGGUUUACUAUGAAAAAGAACAAGAAUAUAGGGGAGCUUACCAAGAUGAUCGCCAAUCUCUUCUGUGUACCGCGAUCAGCGUUUACGAUAAUUCGUAUGACUCACAACGAGGCUGGACAACAAGUUGUUUAUGUCGUUUUCUCAUGCAGCGGGGUCACACUAUACGACGGCAGGCCCGCUUGUGACAGCGUAGAGCGAAGCAAUUAUGCCGUAAUGCUCAGUACGAUCAAUUCAUCGUUUCUGCACGAUAAUGACAUCGAUCAAAUUGUAGGCAGCACCUCCAUCGCGAUCUCUGGUGAUGAUCCUGACGUCUUGUCGCAUAACAGGAGGUUUUGGUCUACGUUACUCAUUUGUGUCACUGCAAUUGCGUGUACGGGUAUGUUUGUGUACGCGGUCUUAAAAUACCGUGAACGUCGGCAGUACUUUGUACAGUUUGGUAUGGAUGAUGACAAAAUCGACGACAUGUACAUGCCAGCUAUGAUGAUGACAGAUACAAAUGAGAACAGCCAUCCUGACACCAGUCAGCGCUCCUUUCAAAGUGAAAAUACAGGCGUUAAUAAAAAGUAUUCCGAUUGA
Messenger RNA from Phytomonas sp. Hart1, 1776 nucleotides. Lineage: Eukaryota; Euglenozoa; Kinetoplastea; Trypanosomatida; Trypanosomatidae. The record is from the annotation of a GenBank genome assembly.